Nerophis lumbriciformis (worm pipefish) is the source of this 1500-nucleotide messenger RNA. NCBI's taxonomy places the organism in Eukaryota, Metazoa, Chordata, Actinopteri, Syngnathiformes, Syngnathidae. The record is from RefSeq and is a predicted model, not a curated record.
AUGGUUUCCACUGAGCACGUGGCUCACAAGAUACUAACUUACCUGCCAUAUGUUCUUGUUUUGAUUGACAUGCGAUACGAAGGUGUCAAAUGUGGCAGGGAAGGGAGUGUGGACCAUCACAUGGAAAUGGGCAAGAAGCUGCUAGCAGCGGGACAACUGGCCGACGCACUCUCUCACUUCCACGCCGCUGUAGAUGGCGAUUCCAAGAACUACCUGGCUUAUUACAGAAGAGCCACUGUGUAUUUGGCCAUGGGCAAGUCCAAGUCAGCAUUGCCAGAUUUGAGCAAAGUUAUUGAACUCAAGCCUGACUUCACAUCUGCACGUCUCCAGCGGGGCAACCUUCUCCUGAAGCAAGGCAAGCUGGACGAAGCAGAGAGCGAUUUCCGAAAUGUGUUGAAGGUUCACCCCAGCGAAAAGGAGGCAACCGAAGCUCAGCAUCAGCUGACAAAAUCUGACGAGCUCCAGCGUCUAGUGGCUGAGGCUCGACAAAGCUACCAUAGCAAAGACUACGUGACGGCCGCGGCUCAGUUGGACACCAUCAUUGAGACUUGCGUUUGGGACGUGACCUCUCGCGAGAUGCGAGCAGACUGCUUCAUUCAGAUGGGCGAGCUGGGCAAAGCAAUCGGUGACCUAAAGGCCUCGUCUAAGUUGAGGAAUGACAACACGCACGCCUUCUACCAGCUCAGCACCAUCUACUACAACCUGGGCGACCAUGAGAUGUCCCUCAAUGAAGUGCGUGAGUGCUUAAAGCUGGACCCCGAUCAUAAGCAGUGCUUCAGUCACUACAAGCAGGUCAAGAAGCUCAACAAACAGAUUCAGUCCGCUGAAGAACUGAUUCAAGAGCAGAGGUAUGAGGAGGCAGUGAGUAAAUAUGAGGCAGUGAUGAAGACUGAGCCCAAUGUGGUUCCUUUCACAAUUCUGGCUAAGGAGCGCAUCUGCCACGCCUUGACACAUGGACAGCAGCAGGCCACCAGAGCCAUCUCGAUGUGCAGCGAAGUCCUCCGUGAGGACCCAGACAACCUCAAUGCGCUGAAGGACAGAGCUGAGGCUUACAUCCAAGAUGAACAGUAUGAGGAGGCCGUUAAAGAUUACGAAAAUGCGUCCAAACACAGUGAGAACGACCGUGAGAUCAAAGAAGGUCUGGACAAAGCACAACGCCUCCUCAAGCAGUCUCGGAAGAGAGACUAUUAUAAAAUCCUGGGAGUCAAAAGGACAGCCCAAAAAAAGGAGAUCAUCAAAGCGUAUAGAAAGCUAGCACAACAGUGGCACCCGGACAACUUCCAGGAUCCAGAUGAAAAGAAAAAAGCCGAGAACAAGUUCAUAGACAUCGCUCAGGCCAAGGAAGUACUCACUGACCCUGAGAUGAGAACCAAGUUCGACCAUGGUGAAGACCCAAUGGACCCCGAGAGCCAGCAAGGUCACCACGGGGGAGGAGGCCAUCACUUCCACUUUAACCCGUUCGGAUCGGGACCCUUCAACUUCAAGUUUAACUUUCACUGA